Pollicipes pollicipes is the source of this 1489-nucleotide messenger RNA. RefSeq names its product neural-cadherin. Lineage: Eukaryota; Metazoa; Arthropoda; Thecostraca; Pollicipedomorpha; Pollicipedidae. Gene Ontology annotation, biological process: cell morphogenesis; calcium-dependent cell-cell adhesion; cell migration. The record is from RefSeq and is a predicted model, not a curated record. Gene Ontology annotation, molecular function: calcium ion binding; cadherin binding; beta-catenin binding. Gene Ontology annotation, cellular component: catenin complex; adherens junction; plasma membrane.
AUCUGGUGCGUGUGGUGGUGUGGCGCGUGUGCGUUCGAGACAGGACGCGUGUGACCCGGGCGACAUCGCCGCGGGCACUGGCUGACCGGCGAGGUGGCAUUGCGAUCCAAGUGCGUGUGAAGUGAGACCACGCAGACGGCUCCGUAUCCCGAUCGUACACGUCAAACGCUGAGCAUCGGCAACGAAAGACGCUUUGUUGACGGUCACCGCGUGGGACCGUCACUUCGGCCACAGCCGCCGCGUGCUGAGGCCGUAACUGCCGGUGGGCGCCACCCGGGCAAAACGGAAGUGACGUAUUUCGGCAUCCUCCGCCGACGAAGAUUAGCGCGGAGUCGACCGAUCGGAGAACCGCGCGGCCGGCAUGCGGUUGUGAGGGGCCCCGAAGUGUGACCCUUGGGCCUCGCCCGAGCCGUGGACUGGAGGUCAGCCAGCGUGCGAGAGGGGCUGCCAUGGACUCGAGGUCGGCGGGGGGCCGGCUAUGGGCUGCCGCCGUGCUGCUGCUGGUGCUGGCGCUGCUGGACUCGACAGCAGGUGGAGAGAUCCGAAGGCGGCGACGACGCAACGAGGACAUCCCCACCUUCCAGCAGCAGGUGUACACCACCAGGAACGUCACCGCCAACACCAGGAACAACACGAAGCUGAUCACGGUGCUGGCGACGGGAGCGCCCAACAUCCAAUACAACGUGGACAAUCCGCAGCUGUUCCGAAUCGAUAACAACGGCAACGUCUUCACCAACACCAACGGCAGGCAGCUGAUGGACGGAGGAGUGCUCAACUUCACCGUUGUUGCGGUGAACCCAGAGCACCCUCAUCGGAUGGCCACUGCCACGGUGCUAGUGACGGGAAACCAGCCGCCGCAGCUCUCCGAGCGCACCUACACGGCCAACGUCUACGAGAACGCCGCCGGCGGAUCACUGGUGCGGGCGGUUGUGGCCCACGACCCGGACACGGACGUCAUCAGCUACUUCAUCCGACCGGACGCCGGUGGCCUGGACGUCGAGGAGUAUGAAAUGUUCACCAUCAACCGCCAGACGGGCGUGAUCCGGCUGGUGAUCCGGCCGUUCGUGUUCUCGGAGGAAGACUACUCGUUCAUGGUGGUCGCCAGAGACACCCACGACCAGAACGACACGGCCCACGUCCACGUCCACGUCAUAGAUGUGAACAACAACCGGCCCAAGUUUCCGCAGUGUGAGGAGUACCGACCGGAGGUGGAGGAGAACAAGGGCAUCGGGACGCCGGUACUCACGGUGGAGGCGACGGACGCGGACAAGGGCGAGAACGCCCAGGUGGUGUACUCACUGGUGACCAGCCCUUUCUCACUGGAGUCGUUCUUCAGCAUCGACCCCGCCUCUGGGCAGCUCACCACGCUGAAGAUGUUUAACCGAGAUGAGCCGGACCAUGAGAAGGAGCUGCGUGUCAUCGUCAAGGCCAAUGACAAGGGCACGCCGUCGCUGGAGGGCACGUGCGCGUUCGUAGUUAAUGUGCGGGA